AUCACCAUCCUCCCUCAAAGCUAGGUACUCCACGUUUUAGAGUCAGCCCUCGGGAAGCCCCAGCCAUGGCGCAACAGCAGCCACCAGCAACUGCCAGGACCGUCAACGGCUUACCUCCCCAAUGGCGCCGCUGGUUCGACUAUCGCCUCGCCUCACUCCGCGCGCAUUCCCUUCUCCGCCGCCUCCGCCCCAUUCACCUCAUCCCCGCGCCCAUCCCACUGAAUCCCCCCCGCACCUCGGCGGAAGAUUUUGCGCAGCGGGAGGAAUGGGUAUUUGGCGCGCGGAAUGAGGGGAAUGGGGGAAAACCGCGCGGGGGGGAGGUUCUGGGGCAGAUGUCUUCCUCCUCCGCGGGUGAAACGGAGGAAGCGGAAGAGGGUUCCGCCAGGGCGGCAUGGUGGGAUGUGGCUGCUGUGGAGGUGCUUAUAUCGGAAGAGGCGUUCCAGCGGUGGCUGGAGGAACCAGCGGGGGAAGAAGGGCAACUUCUCCCCUCGCCACUGUUCCCAAUACCCUCAAUACAAUCACAAUCACUAACACUAACCCCGUCCCCGCCACCACCAACAGCAGCACCUGCCGAAUCUCCGGAAACAUCCAACCUUGUAUCACCCGCGUUCUCCUCCCUCUCACCCCCCCCCUCCUCCUCCUCCUCUCAUCCUUCUCCUUCCCCCUCGCACUCGCUUCACCCGCCCUCCGCCUCCAAUCCCCCCGCGUCCCGCCGUCUUGUGCUCUUCUCCGCCAACGACUACCUCGGUCUCGCCUCCCACCCCCGCGUCCGCGCUGCUGCCGCCAAGGCGGCGUGGGAGCAGGGCAUGGGUCCGCGGGCCUCAGCGCUAGUGACGGGGCACACGGCUGGGCACCAAGGGCUGGAGGGGGAUAUUGCGCGGCUCAAGGGCACACAGGCGUGCCUGCUCUGUCCGACAGGCUUUGCUGCCAACCUCGCAGUUCUCGCCUCUCUAGCCCCAGUGGCACGCUCCAGGAGCAGUAACAGUCCUGUGGCUGGGAGAAACCAAAGCAGCAGCAGCAGCAGCGGUGGCGACGGUGGUGAUAGCACAGACAGCACUGGGGGAAUCAGGAGUAUGGGAAGCACUAGCAACACUGUUGGUAGUGGUAGCAGUGGUAGCAGUGGUAGCAGGAGCAUGAGCCAUGUGUGGGGACAAAAGGCGGUGGUAGAGAGCAGUGCAGAGGAGAAUGUGGAGAGAGCUGGUGGUUCAGAAGACUCCUUGGCGGUGUUUUCAGAUGAGCUCAACCAUGCGUCCAUCAUUGACGCCCUGAGGCUGCUUGUGCGCGAAGGGAGCGGUGCAGUGGAGGGGCGUGCUGCUGCUGGUGCUGCUGCUGCUGUGGUGCUGCAUGUGUAUCGGCACAACGACAUGACGCAUCUGGAUGAGCUGCUCGCGGCAUCAAGUGCUGCUAGAAAGCUAGUCGUCACUGACAGUUUGUUCAGCAUGGACGGUGACUUUGCUCCUCUGCCCGCCCUGGCGGCUCUCAAGGUCAAGCAUGGCUUUCUGCUCGUGCUCGAUGAGGCACACGCCACGCUGGUGUGCGGCAGCACCGGCGGGGGCGCAGCGGAGGAGAUGGGCGUGAAGGGGGCGGUGGACGUGCAUGUGGGCACACUCAGCAAGGCUGUGGGAUGUCUGGGGGGCUUUAUUGCAUGCUCCUCUGACCUGCGUGACUUCUUUGCAUCGCGCGGCCGCUCCUUCAUUUUCUCCACUGCGCUGCCCGUGCCCGUGGUCGCUGCUGCCAGAGCGUCCUUGGCAGUAGCAGCGGAGGAGCAGUGGCGGCAGCGGGAGGUGUGGAGGAGAGUGCAGCAGCUUGGAGAGGGUCUGGGGACGGCAUUCACCAGCCCCAUCUGCCCCAUCGUGCUCGGCUCCGCUGACCUUGCCCUGCAGGCCAGCAGGCAUUUGCUACUCUCUGGUUUCCAUGUGCCUGCCAUCCGGCCUCCCACUGUUGCUCCUGGGUCCUCACGGCUCCGUGUGGCGCUCUCAGCCUCCCACACACGCGCCCACGUGAGCGCUCUUAUCACGGUGCUCCGACCCAUCCUCGCCCUCUCCCGCUCCAUCUCUCGCACCAUACCCCCUCCCCCUGCUCCUUCCUCCUCUCCUUCUCAAUCCCCGUCUCUUGGGCUUCAAGGGCAGCAGCAGCAGCAGCAGGGGUGUACAGCAAAUGAAGGGGAUGGGACAAGUAAGGGUAAUGUUAAUCGAGCGCGCAUGUGAUGUGAGAUGGCAUACCGCCGCUAGUACGGUAUAUCCAGACACGAGGUGCUUGUUUUUUUAGAAUGCUGAAAAUCUGGACAGUGUCCGUCCAGUGUUUGUUAUGGCUGUUGUACUGUAGUAAUCCUGCUUGGUGGAGAGAGAUGCGCACGGAUAUACCAGUCUU
This is a messenger RNA of Closterium sp. NIES-67, 2370 nucleotides long. The record is from the annotation of a GenBank genome assembly. NCBI's taxonomy places the organism in Eukaryota, Viridiplantae, Streptophyta, Zygnematophyceae, Desmidiales, Closteriaceae.